UCACUCUUCAUUGUGCUGCUUCGUGUGUGAGUGUGCGUUUCAGGGCUAGCAGGAGCAGAGGUUAGGAUCCCCGGCGCUCCGUCCGUGAUUCAGAGGAAAAGAGAAACUCUUUGAAAUAUUUAGAUGAACGAGUAUAGAUUGCCAGUCGUUUUGUUUUGUUUUUUUCAAGCGUGAUGAGAGCAAUCAAGAGGGGACUUACGCACUGGGUUUGUUUUUAGGGUAUUGGUAGUGAGCAGCAGCACCCACCGGGGAUCGAACUCGCGGUGUGUCCGGAUCCCCGCUGCUAACAGAUGAGAAAAGCGGGAUAAAAGUUUCGUCCCGGAGCCAAGAUGAUCGCCGCGUUUUUCCCCUUGAAGAAACUGCGUCGGAAAGGCAAAUGUGUUCUUUUUGGAGCCAUUCUCCUGGUUGGAGCGUUGGCCGUCUACAAUGAAAUAGUUGCUGCUGGCAGGGCACCAUGGAGCAGUGCAAGCGGUUCAAAUCCUAAUGCUGAUGGCAGCAAAUGGGGGAGAGUUGUGCUCAACCAAGCGGGGAAAGGAAACGACAAGCCAGACUCAGUGGAGGAUUCAAAUGCCUGGAUCUCCAGCUACACUCCACAGACGUGGAAACCAGAGUUUAAGGGGCAGGCCAACCUCCAUGUGUUCGAAGACUGGUGUGGCAGUUCCGUCGCUGACCUGCACAGAAACUUGCACUUCCCUUUGUAUCCACAUUCCAGAACCACGGUGCAGAAACUGGCCGUCUCUCCUCAGUGGACCAACUAUGGGCUCAGGAUAUUUGGUUAUUUGCAUCCAUAUGCUGAUGGAGAAUUUGUGUUCGCUCUGAGCUCUGAUGACAACUCUGAGUUCUGGCUCAGCACGGACGCCUCCCCCCUCAACCUGGAGCCGCUGGCAUGGGUUGGAAAGACCGGCAAAGAAUGGACAGUCCCGGGUGAAUUCGAGAAAUACGCAAGUCAGACCUCCAAACCGGUUAGGCUGUCGGCUAAGAUGAGAUACUUUUUUGAAGUUAUCCACAAACAAAACGACAAAGGGACUGAUCAUGUGGAGGUGGCAUGGCAGCUCCAAGACCAAAGUUUCAAGUUUACCCUAAUUGAAUCCAAGCACAUCUCUCUUUAUGUUGAUGAGUCGAACCUGACGAUGAGUGACGUCGACCACAUACCACAGACAGCCGCGAGCCACCAACGCACCCCCGCGAAGCAGCGCAGCGCUGCAGCAGACAUGCUGAGGGAUGACCCAAGAGACACGUUCUACCAAGUGCCUCUGAUCAACAAGAAGUUCCUCAAAGGUGUUCUGCCUGACUGUUUGUACAAACCCAGCUACACAAUAAAAGACUUUCCUCUACUUCGUUACCAAGGACUCCAGUUUGUCCAUAUGUCCUUCAUCUACCCAAAUGACUACACUCGACUCACACACAUGGAAUCAGAGAACAAAUGCUUUUACCCUGACAGUGCCUACUACAAGGCGAUGUUUGGUUUCUCAAGAUACAUGAGAUUAGACCGCCCAAAUACGCAGAAGAAAGGAAACGCAGGGCGAGAUUUUAGUUUCCAGAGGAAGACAUCAGCUCAAGAUGAGGAGGACAACAUUGACAAUGAGACUUACCUGAGAGAGAGGGAAGUCGGGGCCGAGCAGACAAAUAAUGACCUUUUUACAGACAAUGGAGAUGAUUACGAUGAUUAUAAUCAGAAGCGCAGGCGCAAACUCUUCUCGUUGGUCACCACAGAGACUACUAACACCCUGGGUAACUUCUCAGAUAAAAGUCGAUGUCGACAGGACUCUCAGGCGUGGCGAGGAAGAGCCGUGGCAUCACAAACUCUGGAAGAACAAGUAAAAGUUGCAAACCCCUUACAGACGAUGCAAGCCUCCAAUCCACAUGUGCAAGAAAACAAGACGGAGUUGAAACAGGCAGCUCCAGUUAAAAAAGUAGAACAAAUCCAAAAGAAACGGAAAGUUGGGCCUACAAAGAGCAAAAAAGUCAUAUCAAAUGAGAAACUAGAGCAAACAAACUCAUCGGUGCUGAUUAACAAAGAGCAUUUUAAAACAAAUCAACAACCAGAGAUCCUGGGGUCUCAUAAAAGGAACAACAUCCAAACCCAGAAAGACCAACGUCAAACCAACGACAAGGAUGUGCUCCUACUUAAGAAAACCACGGCGGCCGAUUGGUGGAAGUUUGUAAAGGGAGAGGAGGAGUCCCGCGCGGCCAUCGCCAGGCGAAACUCCAACCACUUUAUCCGAAAAACAAGUGAAACAGAUUCCAAAAAGGCCCUCAGGAACAAAGAGAUUGAGAUGAAUAUGCCUCUGCAAGAAGAUUUAAAUAAUCCCAUCUAUAAGGUGACCGCUGAUAGAAAGAUAAGGAAAAGGUGGUCGGAUGUGAGAGGAGAGCCGGGUCAAGAGUGGGAGGAAAAGGGCGCCAGCAAGAAGACAGACUCGGUGGCCAGGGAGAGGAACUCUAUGUGGGAUCAACGAGGAGAGCUUACUGAAGGUACUGACGAUGAGGAGGAUUCUACCCCUGCAUCAGUGUUCGACACGCAGGUCAACUGGAACCAGACCUUCCAGGUGAGUCACCUGGAUCUUCAGGCGCAGCGCUCCGAUUGGAUCGACCUGGCCUGCAAUGUUUCUGGAAACCUGCUGCUCCGCCCCAGUGAUGCUUUGCCCAUAGUCAACGCCUUCAUGGAUCAACUUAAUGACAAACAUGAAGGGCGGUUCACGUUGGUCCGAGUCAUUAAUGUGGUGAGGCGUGUUGACGACUUCCAGGGCAGCCGCUACCUUCUGGAUCUGGAGCUGAGAGACGUCAACGGCCAACCGCUGCGUCUGUCGCAAUACAUCUACGUUCUGACCAGCCGCAGCAGGAACUUCGGCUUGCAGCGCUCCAAGCCUCAGAUGGUGCUGUGCAACCCGGUGGGGUUCCGCUGGAAUCCCUUGGCCACCGUUCACUUCAUUGUUCCAGUUAAAAACCAGGCUCGGUGGGUGCUACAGCUGAUUAGAGAUAUGGAGCAGCUGUUUAGAGAGACCGGAGAUUCAAACUUUAACCUCAUCAUCAUCGACUACAGCAGCACGGACAUGGACGUGAGGAAGGCCCUGGGGAAAUCCUCACUCCCCAAGUUCCAGUAUAUAAAGCUGAGUGGGAACUUCGAGCGCUCUGCUGGUCUGCAGGCUGGCAUCGAUCAGAUAGAUGAUGACCACAGCAUUGUGUUUCUUUGUGAUCUGCACAUCCACUUCCCUCCUUCAAUCAUUGACACGAUCAGGAAGCACUGUGUGGAGGGCUACAUGGCGUUUGCUCCUAUAGUCCUCAGGUUGGGCUGCGGCAGCACGCCGUCAGAGGCAAGAGGUUACUGGGAGGUUAAUGGCUUUGGUUUGCUGGGAAUUUACAAAUCGGACCUGAUUGCGAUCGGAGGAAUGAACACAGAGGAGUUCAGAGAUCGCUGGGGAGGAGAAGACUGGGAGCUCCUCGACAGGAUCCUCCAGGGAGGCCUGGAAGUGGAGAGGAUCUAUUUGAGGAACUUUUUCCACUACCAUCACUCCAAGCGUGGCAUGUGGAACCGGCGGAUGGUAGAAAACAACAGGUGACCUUGUCGGCUGCGGCCUCACCUUGACUCUGUCAUGGUUACGGCCAUGGCAGCUGGAGCACUUUAAGGACUGGACCGUGUCUCCAGCUGCGCCUUGCAAAGUACAUCGGCGUCUUCUUCGUUCACUCAGGUUUUUAUGAGAGGAGAAACUGCCGCUCAGAGUUAAUUUCACUGGAAACACUGCUGACUCAUUCGGUGCUGCUGAUUCUGUGGAGACGCUGCUGCGCUCGGUGCUGUCGCCUCAGACUCUGAUUUGCAUUACAGGCUGCAGAGAGCACCAGUCCAAAGGCAGCACUGAACUUUACAACACACACUCCAAUGAUGCAAACACACUCACACAUAAGUGUCCUUUAUUAUAAGUGCAGUCUUGCACUCGGGUUUAAACUGGAAAUAGUUUAGUUUUUCUUUGUGAGAAAGUGAAAAGACAGAUGAAUGUGUGAAGAGUAAAGAUAGCUUUCUAUUAUGCUGUAAAUAGCAGAUAAUGAAAUAUUUAUUAAAUCUGUUUAUCUGUGUGUUUUGUUUUUUGUUUUUUAUUUCCAGUCAGUCAUGUACGUUAACCUUUUGAAGAUCUCUUUUUGUUUAUCUUCACUGGAUGCCUGUUCUGCUCUGCUGUGACUCUGACAUUUAACAACUAAAAAUUGUUUCAACAAAAAAAAGUGAUUUAGGUAUUUUAAUUUUGUAAAUUUUUUUAAUUCCAUUUUUUAAAGAUGGUAAGAUGGCUUUUUAGAUGUUUUGCUUUGUUCAGUGCAGUAAUUACAAACAGAAAUGGAUGAACCGAGUUGUCUACCCUGCUGUUUACCAAAGAUGAGUUUUAAAAAAAAAUUGUUUGUUUCUAGACCAAACUUAAAUGUUGUAUUCUUGUUUAAUAUGAUGGUCAGGAAUUUGUUUUAUUUUAUUUAUUCGAAUACUGCAACAGAAUAAAGGUCAUUUGUGUCCAGGUUA
Austrofundulus limnaeus is the source of this 4498-nucleotide messenger RNA. It is a transcript of the gene b4galnt3b, whose product is annotated as beta-1,4-N-acetyl-galactosaminyl transferase 3b. Gene Ontology annotation, cellular component: Golgi cisterna membrane. Gene Ontology annotation, molecular function: acetylgalactosaminyltransferase activity. The record is from RefSeq and is a predicted model, not a curated record. Lineage: Eukaryota; Metazoa; Chordata; Actinopteri; Cyprinodontiformes; Rivulidae.